AUGCAAUCUAUUCACAAUGAUGAAGACUGGUCAAUAAUUUCAUCAUCUUCGGAUAUGGAUGAUGACCAGUCAACUGGUAGUUCGGCGCUUGGAAGUAGCAAAGAACUAAGUUUAGACCAAGAUAAAGAAGUUUCUAGCGUUGGAACAUUAAAACUACCAGUAAUUGCCCCGGAUUUUGAAACAACAAGCAGAAUUGAAACAGCUAAGAGCCCUAAAAAGCCUAUAGUUGAGCCCAUUAUAGAGGAUACUUCACACGAUGAGGAUAGACAUAUUGAUAAUGUGAUCAGAUUUUAUGAGAAUCUUUCUUUUAAAACAGGAAAAUGGAAUGAUUCGAUUAAGCAGAAAUCAAGCGAGUUCUACCAGAACGUAGCCAAACUGAGGCUCGAACAAUUUAAUAAGUUUAUUUCGUCCAAAGAUGCCAUAGAUACAGCAAGUGAUAAAGCAAGCGACAAUAAUGAUGUCAAAAGGGAUGUUGGAGCAUUAGAUAUCGUGGAUAUUGCCGAGGCACAACGGGAACUGACAGAUGAUCGCAAAUGCAAAUCAAAUUGUGGUUUCAAACUUGCAGCAUUGCAAGAUUUCAUGGAGGAGAAUUCGGAAUAUUUAUUUUAUUACUUCGUCAGCAGCAUUUUAGGAGUAGUCUCAUUGCUUGGAUUAUAUUAUAAUGUCAAUUGGAAUUCAAUAUUAAGUCAUCAAAAGCAACUGCCAACACCAUCAGUAUUGAUGACAACUUUGAGUUAUUUUGAUCAGACAGCGUUGAAGUGUAGGAACUACUUGGAGGGUCUAUUCUAUGAAGAUUCAUAUCCAACAUCAAAAUAUUUCGGCUUAUAUCAAGUGGCUCCUUCGAAAACAAUUAAAUUUUCUAAAAAGAUGAAUACUUGGAAAGAAUAUGAUUAUGCACGGUUAAUUGAAUAUUUGAAUAUCAUGAAACAUAAUAGAAUCAUUAAUUUCAAAGCAUGGUAUAAUUGCAUUAGUCAGAAUCAGUCUGCUAAGCUUAUUCACUUGUGGCAUCACUUUAAGCUGCGGUAUAUUGUGAAUCUGUAUGACUUGAUUUCCUCUGAAUUGCAUCAAAUACCCGGUUAUAUAAAGCUUGCAAAUAACUCGCUAUUGGGUUCGCUUGAUAGAUAUUGGAAGAAGAAUUUUAUGGGAUGUAUUCUUCAUAAGGCUAAAUUCAACGUUGAUAAGACCGCGAGAUAUAUUUACAGAUCAAGUUACCCUCUUCGAAAGCUUGUUGCUGAUUCAAUGAAUGUUUAG
Messenger RNA from Debaryomyces fabryi, 1251 nucleotides. RefSeq lists its product as uncharacterized. Bases 1 to 1251 code for a protein of 416 amino acids. The record is from RefSeq and is a predicted model, not a curated record. NCBI's taxonomy places the organism in Eukaryota, Fungi, Ascomycota, Pichiomycetes, Serinales, Debaryomycetaceae. The transcript has a single exon.